This is a messenger RNA of Entelurus aequoreus (snake pipefish), 7827 nucleotides long. RefSeq names its product Down syndrome cell adhesion molecule a (gene dscama). NCBI's taxonomy places the organism in Eukaryota, Metazoa, Chordata, Actinopteri, Syngnathiformes, Syngnathidae. Gene Ontology annotation, cellular component: plasma membrane; axon. Gene Ontology annotation, biological process: axon guidance; homophilic cell-cell adhesion; dendrite self-avoidance. The transcript is spliced from 32 exons. The record is from RefSeq and is a predicted model, not a curated record. Bases 273 to 6425 code for a protein of 2050 amino acids. Gene Ontology annotation, molecular function: cell-cell adhesion mediator activity.
CACACACACACACACACACACACACACACACACACACACACACACACACGCACACACACACGCAAAGCUGCAGGAAGAAGGAGAAGAAGAGCCGAACCUCCUCCUCUUCUUCAUCUUCUCCUGCGGGGAUUUAGGAGAGAGACGCGCGCACGUUCUUCGUGUUGGCUCGCAAAUGACUUGUUGAAGAAAUACACGCAAUUGGAAGAAGACGGGGUGGAGAAAAGCAGGACAAAAAAAAAAAGCCUAAGCGUGGAUAUAGAAAGGAGCGGGGCAUGUGGAUAUUGGCUCUUAUCUUUUCCCAGUGCAUCUUGAAUGUUCUCUGUGAAGAUCUACGUUCCAGCUUGUAUUUUGUCAAUGCAUCUGUGCAAGAGGUAGUGUUUGCCAGCACCACAGGGACGUCGGUGCCCUGCCCCGCCGCAGGCGUGCCACCUGUCUCACUGCGCUGGUACCUGGCCACCGGUGAGGAGAUCUAUGAUGUGCCAGGGAUUCGCCAUGUGCACUCCAAUGGCACCCUCCAGAUCUUCCACAUCCCUCCUUCCAGCUUCAGCAAACUCAUCCACGACAGCACCUACUAUUGCACAGCGGAGAACCACUCAGGGAGAAUCAGGAGCCAAGAUGUCCACAUUAAGGCUGUCCUACGAGAACCCUACACUGUUCGGGUGGAGGACCAAAAAGCCAUGAGAAGCAAUGUGGCGGUCUUCAAGUGCAUUAUACCUGCCUCAGUGGAGGCUUACAUCACUGUUGUGUCCUGGGAGAAAGACACAAUGUCAAUCAACGCUGAAAUGUCACGGUUUCUUAUCACAUCCACGGGAGCCCUUUACAUCCUCGACGUCCAAAUGGAGGAUGGGCUGUACAACUACAGGUGUAUGACACGCCAUCGGUACACAGGAGAGACCCGACAAAGCAAUAGUGCCCGCCUUAUUGUCUCAGAUCCCACAAACUCAGCACCACACAUCCUGGACAGCUUUGAACGCCGCGAGGUGAUGGCUUCUCAUCGGGUGGAGUUGCCAUGCAAGGCCUCGGGUCACCCGGCGCCCAAGUACCGCUGGCUGAAGGACAACCGACCCCUGGAGCCGGACACACGUUACCGACAGAGUGUGACGGGGCUGCUCAUUGAGAGAACACAACCCAGCGACACGGGCGCGUAUGUGUGUGAGGUGUGGAAUGGCUACGGCAAUGCUGAGGUGGUUGGCAGGCUGCUUGUGAAAGAGACCCUGAAAGUUGUGGUGAGCCCUCGAAAGGUGAAGGGCAGCGUUGGCAGCCAGGUUUCCCUCACUUGCGGUGUAACUGGCUCUGAAGAGUACCAGUUGUCUUGGUAUCGCAACGGCGAGCUCAUCUACCCCAGUAACAGCGUCCGGAUGACGGGUCAAAACAGGGAAAACCUCGUUAUGGCUGGGAUGGCCAAAAGCGACGGAGGAGCAUAUCAAUGCUUUGCCAGACAUGGGAAGAUGUCAGCCCAGGACUUUGUUCAGGUCAUCUUGGAAGACGGUACACCAAAGAUUCUGGCAUCAUUUAGCGAGAAGGUCUACAACAUCAAUGAGUUUGUAUCGCUGUCGUGCACUGUGAAGGGCACACCGGAGCCCAGGGUGACCUGGACACUUGAUGACGAGCCAGUAAUACGGGACAGCCGCCAUCGGAUUUCCUACUACACCAACACCGAAGGUCACGUCGUCAGCCACCUCAACAUCAGCCAGACCCAGGUCCCGGAUGGAGGGGUUUAUCGCUGCAUCUGCAACAAUUCAGCAGGGGCCAUUUCCUACCAGGCGCGAAUAAACGUAAGAGGGCCUGCCAGCAUCAGACCGAUGAAAAACCUCACUGCUAUCGCUGGGCGGGACAUGUACAUCCACUGUCGUGUCAUCGGCUACCCUUACUACUCAAUCAAAUGGUACAAGGACUCCAAUUUGCUGCCGUACAACCACCGGCAGCGGGCCUUUGAGAACAACGGCACCCUGAAGCUUUUCGACGUGCAGAAGGACGUGGAUGAAGGAGAAUACACGUGCAAUGUGCUCGUGCAGCCACAGUUGUCCACACAUCAGAGCGUCUACGUCACUGUGAAAGUCCCACCGACCAUCCACCCAUUUGAGUUCCCUCGCUUUUCCAUCGGCCAGAGAGUCUUCAUCCCUUGUGUGGUUAUGUCUGGUGACCAACCAGUCUUCAUCACCUGGCAGAAGGAUAGGCGGCCGAUACCAGCCAGCCUCGGUGUCACUAUUGACAACAUCGACUUUACCAGUUCUCUGCGGAUCUCCAAUCUCACUUUGAUGCACAACGGCAACUACACAUGCAUCGCACGCAACCAAGCUGCAGCCGUGGAGCAUCAAAGUCAGCUCAUCGUCCGAGUUCCUCCUAAAUUUGUGGUGCAACCAAAGGACCAGGAUGGCAUUUAUGGCAAAGCUGUGAUUCUGAACUGCUCAGCUGAAGGCUAUCCUGUUCCUACCAUCCAAUGGGAGUACUCCAAAGGUAAAGACACAAAUGACAAAGGUAUUGAGUGCUUAGUUAAUCACAAUAAUGUUUGUUCACACAAAGGUGCCGGGGUCCCUCAGUUCAAACCCAUUGCCCUCAACUCAGGCUUUCGAAUUGAGGUGCUGGUCAAUGGCUCCUUGCUCAUCAAACAUGUGCUGGAAGAAGACAGUGGAUUCUACCUUUGUCGGGUCAGCAACGACGUUGGGGCUGAUGUCAGCAAGUCCAUGUACCUUAAUGUUAAAAUUCCUGCCAUGAUCACAUCCUACCCCAACACUACGCUGGCCACACAAGGUGAGGAGAAGAAAAUGAGCUGCACGGCCCACGGUGAGAAGCCUAUCAUGGUGCGCUGGGAGAAAGAAGAACGCAUCAUCAACCCCGAGACCAGUCGCUACGUAGUUACAGUCAAGGAGGUGGGAGAUGAAGUCAUCUCCACCCUGCAGAUCAUGCCCACAGUGAGAGAGGACUCUGGAUUCUUUUCCUGCCAUGCCAUCAACUCCUUUGGAGAAGACAGAGGGAUCAUCCAGCUCACAGUUCAAGAGCCCCCAGACCCCCCAGAGGUGGAGAUCAGAGAAGUGAAAGACAGAACCAUUGCCCUGCGUUGGACGAUGGGAUUUGAUGGCAACAGCCCAAUCACAGGCUUUGAUAUCGAAAGCAAGAACAAAUCAGCCUCCUGGGACACCGCUCAGAAGACCAAAGAUGUCUCACCUCAGCUCAACCAGGCCACAAUCAUCGACCUCCACCCCUCCUCCACCUACAACAUCCGUAUGUUCGCUAAGAACCUCAUCGGGAAGAGUGAGGCCAGUAAUGAGCUCACCAUCACCACUGAUGAAGCAGCUCCUGACGGACCACCUCAGGACGUGCAGCUUGAAGCCCUCUCCUCUCAGAGCAUCAAAGUUUCCUGGAGGGCACCCAAGAAGCACCUACAGAAUGGAGCAAUCAAAGGCUACCAGGUGGGCUACAGGGAGUACAGUUCAGGUGGAAACUACCAGUUCAGCGUCAUCAGUGUGGAAACAACAGGGGACAAUGCAGAAAGCCUGGUACUGGACAACCUCAAGAAGUUUACCCAGUACGGGGUUGUGGUGCAGGCUAGCAACAGUGCAGGGACUGGGCCCUCUUCUACAGAGGUGGCUGCCACCACACUGGAGGAUGUACCAAGUCGUCCUCCAGAGAACGUCCAAGCCAUGGCUACGUUCCCAGAGGUUAUCUCCCUGUCCUGGCUGACCCCACCUAAGGAUGCACUGAACGGAAACCUUCUGGGUUUCAGAGUUAUCUACUGGGCCAACCUGCCUGAUGGAGAGCUGGGUGAGAUCAGUAAUGUCACGACUUCCAAGCCCUCACUGGAGCUGGACGGCCUGGAGAAAUACACCAACUACAGCAUCCAGGUGUUAGCCUUCACCAGAGCAGGCGACGGUGUCCGCAGUGAACAGAUUUAUACUCGCACCAAGGAGGACGUUCCUGGUCCUCCGGGCGGUGUAAAGGCGGCAGCUGCUUCCAACUCAGUUGUGUUUGUGUCCUGGCUUCCUCCUGUCAAAGUGAACGGCAUCAUAAGAAAAUACACAGUUUUCUGCUCCAACCCACAUCCCACGGUCAGCAGUGAGUUUGAGGCAGCCCCGGAUGUGUUCUUCUACCGGAUCCCCAACCUGAGCCGUAACCGACAAUACAGCAUUUGGGUGGUUGCUGUCACUGCUGCAGGCCGUGGAAACGCCAGCGAGAUCAUCACUGUUAAACCCAUGGCAGAAGCUCCAGCACGCAUCUUGACCUUCAACAGGACAGUGACGACACCCUGGAUGAGAGACAUUGUGUUACCGUGCAAGGCAGUGGGCGAUCCGUCUCCAACAAUCAAGUGGCUGAAGGAGAUAAACGGAACCCCCGCACCUGUCGUGAUUGACAGCCGGCGCAGUGUCCAUGGCAACGGCAGCCUCGUUAUUCGCACAGUAAAAGCGGAGGACUCUGGGAACUACACCUGUGUGGCCAGUAAUAGCUUUGGCUCCGAUAUGAUCGUCCUCAACCUGCAGGUUCAAGUUCCACCUGACCAGCCUCGCCUCACAGUGACCAAGACCACCACAACGUCCAUCACACUGUCCUGGAUACCUGGAGACAACGGCGGCAGCUCUAUCAGAGGCUACAUUUUGCAAUAUUCGGAGGACAACAGCGAGCAGUGGGGAAACUUCGCCAUCAGUCCAAGUGAGCGUGCCUAUCGGCUCGAGAACCUCAAGUGUGGCACCUGGUACAAGUUCACACUCACAGCCCAAAAUGCUGUGGGGCCCGGACGCAUCAGUGAGAUCAUUGAAGCGAAGACCCAUGGGAAAGAACCUCAGUACUCCAAAGAACAGGAGCUCUUUACCAGCAUCAACGCCACCCGAGUCAAGCUCAACCUGAGCGGCUGGAACAACGGCGGAUGUCCAAUCACCUCUUUCACGCUGGAGUAUCGCCCCAUGGACUCGCCUUCGUGGACCACGGCGCAGCGCACCUCCCUCACCAAAAGCUACGUCCUGUAUGACCUGCAGGAGGCCACCUGGUAUGAGCUGCAGAUGAAAAUCUACAACAGCGCCGGCUACGCUGAGAAGAGGAUCAAGUUUGCAACGCUCAGCUACGACGGCAGUACCAUUGCCCCGCUAGUUAAGGCCCCUAACAUAAGCGAGGACACGUCCGGUGGCAGCGAAGGUUUGAAAAUGAUGGUGACCAUUUCUUGUGUGUUGGUGGGGAUCGUCGUCAUCUUUAUCGGCCUGCUGGUGCUGAGGAGGAGGAGGCGUGAGCAGAGGCUAAAGAGACUACGAGAUGCAAAAAGUUUGGCUGAGAUGCUAAUGAGUAAAAACACACGUCCAGCCGAGCCAGUCAACAAGCAGCAGCAAACGCUGCGAAUGCACAUCGACAUUCCCAGAGCUCAGCUUCUAAUCGAGGAGAGAGACACCAUGGAGACUGUUGAUGACAGGUCCACUGUCUUACUGACCGACAACGACUUUGGGGAAACCCAGAAGCAGAAGUCCUCCACAGUCACCCACACGGUCCACUACCAGUCCCUCUCCCAGGCCACCGGUCCUCUGGUCGACGUGUCCGACGCCAGACCAGGAACCAGUAAGUCCAACCCGACUGCCCGCCGUACAGCCAAAGCUGGCCCGGCUGCCCGCAACCGCUACGCCAGCCAGUGGACCCUAAACCGCCCACAUCCCCCCGUCUCUUCCCACACGCUCAGCACUGACUGGAGGCUGCCCACGCCCAGAGUGGCGGGCUCUGUGGACAAGGAGAGUGACAGCUACAGCGUCAGCCCAUCUCAGGACACAGACCGUGCGCGCAGCAGCAUGGUGUCGACGGAAAGUGCCUCCUCCACUUACGAAGAGCUGGCCAGAGCCUAUGAGCACGCCAAGAUGGAGGAGCAGCUGCGCCACGCCAAGUUCACCAUCACUGAAUGCUUCAUCUCCGACACCUCCUCGGAGCAGAUGACCGCCGGCACCAACGACUACACCGACAGCCUGACGUCCAGCACGCCGUCCGAAUCAGGCAUCUGCCGCUUCACCGCUUCGCCGCCCAAGCCUCAGGACGUCAGUCGGGUCAUGAACAUGGCGGUGCCCAAAGCCCACAGACCAGGGGGCGAGUUGGUGCACCUUCCUCCCUACCUGCGCAUGGACUUCCUGUUAAACCGAGGCAUGUCCUGCUCAGGCUCAUCCAGAGGGGCGGCCAGCGGGGAGAGGGCGGCCAUGGGCCAGGCCUGCCUGGAGCCGCAGAAGAGUCGCUCGCUGAAGCGGCCCUCCCGCAUGGCGCCCCCGACGCCAUCGGAGGCCCCUCAGGCCAGCAGGGACCCCGCCGCCCAGUGGCAGCCCGGCUCGGCCGCCACGCUCCCACACAGGGAGGGGUCGGAGUUGGCCCAGGCCGCCAAGCUCAGCACUUCGCAGGAGUCUCUGCUGGACUCACGUGGACAUCUCAAACAGAGCAGCAACCCCUACGCAAAGUCCUACACGCUUGUAUAACAGCAGGGGGUCCGGGACUCGAACUCACUUCCACGCUGGACUUAACACUCAAGUGCAGUAAAGGGACUCAACACGCAGUUCUGUAAAUACGCCCUCUGAGGUCGGGGUCACUUUUACUAAUCUACUUUUAUUUAUUUUACAACUUUUUUUUUCAUUUUAUUUUUUUACACAUAAGUAAACAAACAAAACGACUGCAGCCAAACAAAUUAAGAAAUGAGGGAAUAUUAUUUGUUCAUUCUUUUUAUAGAAUUCAUGAGUGAUUAUUAAUAUUAACAACAAAAUUAGUUAAUAAUCAUUAAUUAUGGAUGGUUCUAUUAUCUAGCUUGUUUUGAUAAGAACUCAGACUUCUGUUUGUUUUUUCUUCAACGGAAGAUGGAAUAUAAAGAAAUUGACAUCUUUUCAGCUGUUGUGAAAUUGUUACUUUUUAUGAAGAAGAAGAAAAGAAAAAAAAAGUCUAUUUCCUAUGGAUGCAUGGGGACGACCCGCUCUUGGACUAUGAUGACUGCUCCGCCGAGCAUUUUGUCACGCGUAUGAAAACGAUUCCAAUGUGAAGAUUUAUUAUUCUUAUUACUAUAUAUAUAUAUAUCUAUAUAUAGAGAGAUUUAUAUAUAGAUAUAUAUAUUCAUAUAUAUAUAUAAAGAGAAAAAUCAAUUUUAUUUGUGGAUAUUACAGGGAAGAAUUGGUUUGGUUAAUAUGGUCUUCAAACUUGUUUUUAAUUAGAAAAAUGGCGUCUCUGUCGAUCUUUCUCUGUGUCCCAUUCUCUGAUGGUGCAAUAUAAGGAAAAAAAGAAAAGUCUAUCAAAACUAUUGCUCUAUGCUGUAAUAAUGAUAAUGAUAAUAAUAAUAAUAUGUUGUGAGUGUGCUGACAUGAGGUAGAACAGGGAGGGUUUCACACCAUGAAGGCCCCCAGCCCCACCCCACUCAAAUAGACCCUCUUCUCUCAGUGCACUAGGAUGAGUCCUCAGGGCUCUCAUGCUCCUCAGUAGAUCCAACAUUGCUGCUCUACAGGGAAAACAUGUGAGACAAUCUAGCAGAUCCCUCCCUUCAAACCAAACGUAUAACUUAUGGUAAAAAUACCAGGAAAAAAAAAAAAAUGAAGAAAAAAGAACUGUCGCUUAUUCUUUCGUGGUCUUUUACCCACCCCCACCCCCACCCCUGGUGUGUUUCUGUUCCCCCCGCCGAAGGGAGAAGAUUUAUUAGCCAUCUUUCGGCGAGGUCUUUCAUGUCCGUUUGUACGAUUUAGUUCUACAAUUAACUUUCUGAUGAUUGUUUUUUUUUUAUUGUUUUUUUUUUUUUUUUAACAAUGUCACCUUUUAUUUUUUAACAUUUGGUGUUCACUUUGGGUGACACUGGAAUAAAGAGAAACUAACAAAAUGUUGGCAUUUGCUGAAUAAAAUGGCUGU